AUGCACUACACAUACGGGACUAACGGCCUGACGGCAUCCGCCCGGAAUCACCAACGGAUCAUUCAUUCACUCCGACGGGGCGGAGCAGGCGCAGAAUGGAGGGCGACGGCUUGCGCGGGGGGCGAGGGAAGGGGAGGGUGGUGGGGAGCGCGGGAGAGGGCGUCCGCGCGGCGGGCAGUCUAUCGCUGCGACGUCGGCGGCGGCGAGGGGCGCGCGCGGGCUGCUGGUGCUGCUGCUGGCGGCGGCGGCGGUGGGGCGAGCGCGGGCGCGCGCGCGGCCCGGCGAAUUCGACGUGCUGGACACGCGUGUCUGGAACCACCUCGUGACGGCUUCCAAUACUACAGGGACAACUGGCGCAACAGGCGUUGCGUGUGCGUUAAUUGUGAUGGAGGCGUGUCUACGUCCAACUGGCACAGCCACCGACAACGGCAGCGGCAGGAGCGGAGACGAGGGCGUUCAUGUGUGUGGCUUCUGAAUAAGGAUGAGGAAGGGAAGUUCACGCGAGGAUCGGGGCCCGUUUGUUAG
Molecule: messenger RNA, 525 nt
Organism: Gryllus bimaculatus (two-spotted cricket)
Lineage: Eukaryota; Metazoa; Arthropoda; Insecta; Orthoptera; Gryllidae
Source: the annotation of a GenBank genome assembly